Messenger RNA from Glossina fuscipes, 7962 nucleotides. It is a transcript of the gene wb, whose product is annotated as laminin subunit alpha-1. NCBI's taxonomy places the organism in Eukaryota, Metazoa, Arthropoda, Insecta, Diptera, Glossinidae. Gene Ontology annotation, biological process: axon guidance. The coding region runs from base 57 to 7856 and encodes 2599 amino acids. The transcript is spliced from 13 exons. Gene Ontology annotation, cellular component: basement membrane. The record is from RefSeq and is a predicted model, not a curated record.
AAAAAAAAUAAAAAAGCAAAUAAAUUAUUGAAAGGAGAAUUGAAAAGAAAGAAAAAAUGCUAUUAAUUCAAGCGCGUAUUGUCGGUAUGGCAACAAAAGUACCUUUGAAAUGUUUACAAAAACGUCGCAAAAGAAAAUUAACGCUUAUCCAUGACAUCUAUCAUAAUAAAAUUCUAAAAAUAUUUGUGUUGUUCGCCUGCAUGUUGCAUAUUUUGCAACAUUUAAAUAUCAUUCGUUUCGCAAGUGAGGCCUCUUCUGUAACAACAACAGCAGCAGCAGCAGCAGCAGCAACAACAGUGGCAACAACAAAUUCAACAACAAUAAAUAAUAAUAAUAAUAAUAAUAACAAUAAUACUAGCAGUAGUAAAGGUGAUAAUAACUCUUUGAAAAGUAAUAUAACCACACGAAGUAUUAAUCAUCAGAACAGUUUUAAUCGGCGGCAACAAAAUGAAAUUGUACAAAAUAAAUCGCAAACUAAUAACGAUACAUUGCAAAGACGCAAACUAAGACGCAAACAGCACACAUUUGCGUCAACUUCGAUAGGUAACAAUCAUACGGUCCGCGUAAGACCGGUCUCGCUGCAACAACGUUAUAAAGGUAAACGUCGUAAAUAUAUGCGACCUGUGUUGUCGACUCAAAAAAAUUCUACCCAAGUUUUACAACCAAAGAUUAGUAAUUUUAUAUCAACGCCUACAAGAUCCCAUCAUCAUCAGCAUCAUCAGCAUCAUCAUCAUCAUCAUCAUCAACUAUUAUCAUCGCAACAAAAUAAUCAUAUGAUACAAAAUCAACAUCAAUUCUCGUUUAGUAAUCGCUCUUAUCAUCGUCACGAGCAGAAGCAACAACAAACGCUCUCUAUACCGUCAUCGACGGUUCGUGUUACCACCUCGAUAGAUCAUGAAUAUCAUAGAAAUGGUAGCAUAGGUCCUACGACUACAACGCAAAUUAAACACUAUAUCGGUUUAAAUUCUACUAACGUUCAUCGUGUAGAUUAUCCGCAGUCUCCGUUAUAUGAAACGACGAAUAAAGAGCAUGUCAUCAUCCAGGGUAACACGGAUAUUGUACUAUAUCGUAAUAUCGGCGCCAUACCAUGUCCGCCAAAUGUGCGACUAGUUACACACCGUGUUAUACCUGCUACCGCAGCACCAACAAGGCCACAUCGUCAAAGGGAAUGUCAAUGCAAUUCUCUUGGAUCACUCUCAAAUGUCUGUGACAAACGUAGUGGCCAGUGUCAAUGUUUAAAUAAUGUUACCGGACGGCGUUGUGAUAAAUGCAAGUCUGGUCAUUGGAAUCUAACACAAAAUGUCGGUUGUCUUGAUUGUCUUUGCGAUGCGGCUGGUUCAAGGAGUCACGAAUGCAAUCCAUGGACAGGUCAGUGUGAUUGCAAAAUUGGAGUAGGUGGCCAACGGUGUAAUGAGUGUACGGACGGGUUUUUUGGUUUCUCUGGUGAAGGUUGUCAACGCUGUACUCCUUGUCCAGGGGAGGGUCAAGUCUGCGACGCUUUAAAUGGACGAUGUGUGUGUCCACAGAAUACUAAAGGUUUGGGUUGCACUCAGUGUAUGCCGGGUACUUGGGGUUGGCAAGUUCGUCUCGGUUGUCGCGAGUGCCUUUGUGAUCAUAUUGGAUCAAUAGGCCAAUUGUGUGAACCCUCUGCGGGACAAUGUCAGUGCCGGGAAGGUUACGCCGGCCGACAAUGCGAUACUUGCGCUGUGGGUUAUUUCGGUUAUCCGGAGUGCCGACGCUGCAACUGUGAUAUAGACGGUUCAUUUAUUCGCACGGACGGCUUAAUAGCUUGUGACGCCAAUGGACAAUGUCCUUGCAAAAGUUUGGUGGUGGGCUUAAAAUGUGACACCUGUAUGCAAUCCACAUUCGGGUUAUCCUCUUUGAAUCCCGAAGGUUGCACGAGGUGUUAUUGUUUUGGUCGAUCAGCUGAGUGUGAUCAAAGCGACUGGUCGUGGGGUCAUGUGCGCAUGGCCGAAUCACGAAAUCUUAGUGUUCAGUAUUUGCAUAGUUCACAUAUUACUACCUCGGAAUUUGAAUACAUAGUGGUGGUACAGAUGGCCGGUAGUAAUAUGUAUCGAGAAGAUGCGGAUAUUCAACAUGUAAAUGGUUUGAAUUUGGUACCGAAAUCUACGGGAAAUGUAAGCAUUGGUAGCUACACCAAUUUGUACUAUCCUCUCUACUUUCAACUGCCUCCUCAAUUCUAUGGUGAUCGCACCAAUAGUUACGGUGGUAAUCUUUAUUUUACCUUACUAACGGAGGGGGCAAAUACUCCUUUGGAGCGGAAAGUAUUGUUUAGAUAUCCUUUGGUCCAGUUACAUGCUCAUAAAAAGCUGAUUUUGGACUUCUACGAAUAUGACAGUUUUGAAUAUUCGCGAAAUAUAACGCAUAAGGUAACUUUACACGAGUCCUAUUGGAAAUUACAUCACAAUGGACAAAUAGUAGAUAGGCCAAUCAUGAUGGCUGCUCUACAAAAUGUUAAGCAUAUAUUUAUUAGAGGUUCCUGUUUCGCUGAUUUUACGGAGGUUAUAUUACAAAAUGUUCACAUGGAUACGGCUAUUUAUGUUCAUGGAUCCACCAGUAUGAUAGCAAAAGGUGUAGAAAAAUGUAUUUGUCCGAAACGUUACGAUGGUCUAUCUUGUCAAGAUCCGAGUCAGGGAUUUUAUAGAUGGCGCAACAUUACGGAAACAGACACCAGCUUUAUUGAAGAUCUAAUUGGACGGGCGGCACCCUGUCAAUGCAAUGGCCGCAGUUCAAUAUGUGAUCGCGAAACAGGUGAAUGCAUGAGUUGUCAAAACAAUUCAGGAGGACGCCAUUGCGAGCAAUGUGCUGAUGGUUAUUAUGGUGAUCCUGCAUCAAUACAUGGUUGCCAACCUUGCCCUUGCCCUGAAACUAGUCGCAAUUUCGCUCGUGGUUGCACAGUCUGGCAAGGAGAAAUUAGUUGUAUAUGUCGUCCUGGUUAUACUGGUAAACUUUGUGACCGAUGCCGUCCUGGGUAUUUUGGCAAUCCAAUGUUUUCUCUGAAUAGUACUUGUGAGCCUUGCAACUGUCACUUAGAAGGCGUAAGUAGGGACGGUUGUGAUUCUUUAACGGGUCAGUGCUUUUGUAAAAAUGGAGUUACAGGCCUUAAAUGUGAUAAAUGUUUAGCAAAUCGGUACCAUCUGGAAGAAAAUGGCUGUAGAUUAUGCGAUAAUUGCACCUUACUGUUAUUGGAUUACAUACAGUUGAUAGAUCAUAAGCUGCGACGCGGCUUACAUAACAUGGAUUUAACUGGUAUACCCGCCCCUUACCUAAAAGUUGAAGAAUACGAAGAGCAGUUUAAUGCCUUAAACGUACGGUAUCACGACUUUAAUGAUGCCCGUGUAUUGUUGAUGAAUUACGAUACUGAAGCUUUGGUUAAAUUAGAUGCUCAUGCCGAAAAUCAAAAAUUUCAAAACCGUAAAACAUUAGCUACCGCCCAGAAACGUUCUGAAGCAAUUUCUAUUCUUCUUCGCGAUGCUACUGUACUCUAUGUAGACAUAGAAGCCUUGAAGGCUGGAAUUUUAGAGAGUGUCACUAGACUUGAUAAUUAUGGCUCGGAAGCUUAUCAUUUGAGUUUACCGAUAGCUCUUCAGCAAGCCCGUUUCUAUUUGGACUCGGUGAAACAACAUAGCAAUUCGUUGGAAACAAUUCGUACGGCGACUUCUUGUGCUUGGCAUUACUUCUACCGUUUCGGCAAUGCGUCCGAUUCAGCUUACGAUCAAAAGGCUAAAGUUGAAAUGUUUUGGCGCGACCUGAACCACACAAAUUUUCGUCUUUCUGAUAUGCGUCUACAAGCUGAUCGUACAGUAGACAAACAAACUGAGAUAGACGACAUUUUGGAACAUAUAAGAAAUUUGAAAACUUUAGCUUUAGACGAUUAUGCACAAAUCAAAGAACUAAAUAUGAAUGUGGAAGACAAACUGCAACAAAAUGUUAGACCACAAACUGAAGUGGUAAUUGAAUUGAACGUGGAGCGUUUAGAGCAAGUGAGUGGAAUAUUAGAUAAAACAGCUAAACUGAGAAAUAUGUUGAACAAUAGCUUGGAUGAGAUUGAGACUGUAUACCGUGAAGUACGUAAACACUGGCUACCCAAGUCCGAGAAGCACGCUGUACGUUUGUGGGAAAGGUCUAAUGAAUAUGCAAGACAAUUUCAACCCACCAGAAAUGGUGCGCGUAUAGCUAUGUUAGCUAGUUCGGCUCAUAAAAACAUCUCGGACGCUAUAGAAGCCGCCCGUCAAGCUUCUCUCGAGGCUAAAGAAAGAGUGUACGCGGCCGAGAAUAAAUUGUAUCCGAAAAUGCAUAUCUCCGUAAUUGAGCGGGCCAAAAUGUCUUUAGAGAAAUCUAAUGUUUUAAAGAAUGAUGCAAUGCAGGAAAUAAAAGAUACAAAAGCUUUGAAACAACGUUUAAAGUCUCAUGAAGAUAAGGUAGAAGCCAUUAAAUCACGUAUAAUGGAAGCUGGAGUACGUACUAACAACAUAUCGUCGCAAGUGCAGCCUUUACAGCGUUCUCGGGCCCGUAAAAUAGCUUCUGAAAGCUUAGACAUUGCCAUAAAAAUUAGUGAAGAUAUGCGCGUGGUGUCACGGCGCACUCAUGAUUUGCAUCGAAAUAUUUUGAAUUUGCGUGACACAAUGUUUUUAUUGGAGCCAGACUGGGAAAUCAAAUUGGGUAUGGCCGAGGAAAAUAUUUCGCUAACUAAAACGAACAUACGUUUGGCGAACAUUUCCUUGUCAUAUAUUGAACAGCAAGCUUCUAAAGAACGUGCAGGAUUUGAUGAGUGGAAUAAUACGAUGGGUCUGCAGUUGCAAGAGCUACGUGAUAUAGUUGCCAAAGCGAAACACGCAGCUGAAGGAAUUAAGAUAUCGGUGCAGUCUGGAGACGUUCGAUGCACGAAAUCUUUUCUGCCCGUUUCCUAUGGUUUAACAACUUCAAAUAAUAUUAAGAUAAGUUUUGCUUUAACCAACCGCAACGGUAACUCGCCUCUCCUAUAUCUUCAAGGCAUGGACGGUCGGUAUAUAGCUCUGGAUCUUUUCAAGCGUCGCGUUAGAUUAUUGUGGAAUUUGGGUGGUUCGACAGCAAUUAUAACACAUCCUUUGGAAGUGCAAACUCGGGAACUUCAAGAAGAUGACGCCUGGUAUCACAUUGAAGCCAAUCGUACGCUUAAUGUAGGGACUUUGCUGGUCAGACGCAUGAGUAAUUAUGGCAGGCUCAUACCUCAAAAUCCGGUUAUCGGUUCUUCUGACUUGGAAUUUACUCGAUUCUUUCAAACUCCUGAAGAACGCACAUAUAUAGGAGGUUAUCCAAAUUUUAUACGCACAAAAGAUUUGCCAUUUAGUUCGGGAUUAAAUGUGGUGAUCCACAAGGUAGAGAUUGAUGACAAACCAGUGGGUCUUUGGAAUUUUGCGAGCAGCGAUGGGAAAUGCACAGGUGCAAUGAUUGGAGCCGAGGAAUCUACUUCGUCGUCGGUAGCUAGACAUUUCAACGGUAUCGGCUACGCGGAAGUGAAAAAAUUUCGACCACGACCCUAUCGCAAGAAUUUGUUUGCUUUGCAAAUGACUUUCAAAACGUUAGAUGAGAACGCUUUGCUUUUUUUAGCGGUUGAUGAAAAGAAUAAUCGCUCUGUAUCAGUUACUCUCAGUCGAGGUCGUAUUUUGUUUCGCAUAGAUUAUGGCGAUGAAUCGAAAUUGGAAAUUAAUACCACCAAUAAGUAUAAUAUCGGGAAAUGGGUUAGAAUUGAAGCGGCUCGCGAAUUUGUGCCCAAACGGGGUACAGAAAAUAGCAUAUUACGAGUAAAUAACGAAAGACCUAUAACCGGUUCACCUACAGUGCCUAUCAAGAGUCACAUGCUACCUGAUCUUUCGAAACCGAUUUACUAUCUAGGUGGUGUGCCGCCUGGCUUUACUUCGGGUACCUCGAAAGCACCUGGGGCUGAUAAUCCAUUCCUAGGUUGUAUGAUGGAUGUGCAAGUCAAUGGGGAAACUUAUGAUCCUCUGGAAAGUUCCACAUUUUAUGGCGUAGAGCCGGCUUGUAAGGAAAUGAUUACCAAAGCUGGAUUUAUAGGUCAAGGUUACUUGGAGAUGCCUUCUCAGUCUUUACGCAAACGUGCGAGCACUGCAUUCGUCUUUCGUACUUUACAGAAGGAUUGCUUGCUAAUGCUUGCCGCCUAUCCGCCCGAAGUUCAAGAUGAUUACGACAGUAAAGAUAUUAAAGGCAAUUAUUCCGUUAGUUUAAUUGGUGGCCACCUCCACGUGUGGAUUAAUUCCGGUCGAAGCCUGAUAAAAUUACUAUCGAACGUUACUUUAAAUGACGGUGAAUUUCAUUUGGUCAAUUUGCUUAAGAAUGGUCGAAAAUUUGAGCUAAUUGUUGAUGAUGAGCCACAAGACAGCAAAAAUUUGAUGGGCUCGCCAACUGUUGUAGGUAUGCCGCGUGAUGCUGGCGGCUUAUAUAUAGGCGGUGCUCCCUCUUAUGAAGAAUAUAUACCUUUGGCUCCGACCUUUACAAAAUUAGAGGGGGCAUUACGCGACGUUGUUUUUAAUAAUCGUACCUUAAACUUUAAUCAGGCUGUAAGAUUUGCUAAUGUUCAAAUAGGACGCAACGGUCCAAUUAUGGGUAGUGUAAAUGGAUUAAAUGACAUUCUCUUAAAGACAGAACCGAUGAUUGGUAAAAGUUUUACGGCCGCACCAGAAGGAUGUAAGAGGGUUGGCAGCUAUUCGUAUGAACCGAACGCUUUCAAAUUUGGUGAUGAACCGUAUAGUUAUGCACAAUUGCAGGGUGUCUAUCGCAACUAUUGGCAAAAGAAUUUUCAAAUUUCUUUCGAUUUUCGUUCCUUUUAUCCGAACGGAUUGAUAUUUUUAGCGCCUGGCCUUAAAGAGAAGCAUAAGCAUUAUUUAGCUUUGGUUCUUAAAGACGGUCAUUUAUUAUUGAUUGUGCGCGGUCGACGUCGUGAAGAGUUACCUCUCCAUGCCAAAUUAAAUGAUGGGGAAUGGCAUCAUGUUACACUGCAAUGUCAAGAUCGUAAGGUCACCAUGUCGGUAGAGAUUGGUCGUACAGAUCAAAAAACAUCCGCGCAAAUGAAAAUACCAAAGAAAAUUGCAGCUUCACAUCAUGUUCUUGUUGGUGGUUUGCCGGAGAAUCCACCGAAAAUGCCUACUGAACUUCUAAUGAAAUUAGAACCGUUUAAGGGUUGCUUACGGCGUUUUCUCAUAGGUAACAGUACACAGGACUUGGCAAAGCCUGGGAAACAUUUACAUGUAGGUCAAUGCUUCCCGAAAGUAGAACGAGGUUCCUACUUUCCUGGUGACGCCUAUGCCGUAUAUAAAAAAAAUUUUCAUGUUGGUAAAUAUUUGGAACUUGAAAUGGAAUUUCGUACAUCUGAGUUGUCGGGUAUUCUCUUAAGCAUAUCUGAGCCUACCGGUUUUCCUGCUUUAUCUUUGGAACUUUUCAAUGGAAAUAUUGUAUUUUCUUGCGAUUUGGGUGAUGGAAACCCUUUCCGUGUUGAAUCUUUACUACCCCAUAAGUAUACAUUGUGUAACAAUAAAUGGCAUAAUAUAUCUGCUUUAUACGAUGAUGAACAGAUAGCUUUGCGCAUAGAUCAAAUGCCUGCAAUAAUGGCGGUAUCGCCCCAGAGAACAGUGGGAAAAGUACAAACUAAAUCACCUCUUUACAUAGGCGGUAUACCAGAAAUUGCUUCCAGUGGUUCUCUGCUAACACGAGAAAACUUUAAAGGUUGCAUACGCAAUGUUUCCAUACGUAAUGAACGGCGCGACUGGAUCGAUAUGGAUAAUUUACAUAAUGUAUUAUUAAGCGAAUGUUUAGUAACUGGUAAUAAUGCAGACAGUUGAGAAAUUUAACAACAGGUAUGCCAAAUUUUAUACUUUGUAUUGUGUACAAUAAUAACUCUUUGAAAACAACAAAAUUGUGAUGUUAAACGAACUUAAGAUAAUUUAA